Messenger RNA from Physeter macrocephalus (sperm whale), 3106 nucleotides. RefSeq names its product N-acetylated alpha-linked acidic dipeptidase like 2 (gene NAALADL2). The transcript is spliced from 17 exons. Bases 769 to 2976 code for a protein of 735 amino acids. The record is from RefSeq and is a predicted model, not a curated record. Lineage: Eukaryota; Metazoa; Chordata; Mammalia; Artiodactyla; Physeteridae.
UAUUUUUCCCAUCUGUGCCUUUUUAUUUUAUUUGCUUAGUGGUUACUCCAAAGUCUACAACAUGAUUUUAACUUAAAAGUUCACCAUCAAAUAAUAUUAUGCCACUUCACGUAAACAUGUAAGAACCUUUUAACAACAUACCUCCAUUUUCCCCUCCCUUCCUUGUUUUCUUGCUUUUAUUAUUUUACCUCUCCAUAUGUUAUAAACUUUACAAUAAUGCACUAUUAUUUUUGCCUUAAACAGUUGUCUUUUAAAAUGAUUAAAAUGAGAAACACUUUAUACCCUAUAGUUACCAUAUAUUUACCAUUUUCAUAACUCUUCAUCUUUUGUGCAAAUUCCCAUUUAUAUCACUUUAUCUCUACCUCAAAAAUGUCCUUUCAUGUUUCUUAUGUGCUGGCAAAGAAUCCUUUUUUCUUGUUGUUUUAUUUCAGUGCUUUAAAGUGUCUACAGUUGUCUUCUGUCUUUCAGUUUCUGAUGAUAAGUUGGCUGUAAGUCUCAUCUUUGUUCUUUUGUAGAGAAUAAGCCUUUUUUUCCUCUGGCUGCUUUCACUAAGGCAUGACCCACUGGAAUCUCCUCUGAAUGUCCAGAUCUCCCAGCUGGACAUUGGAAAUAGCUUUUGAUGGUUUAGGGCCUCUUUCACUUGACACCCAGGAAAUGAGCUUUGACUGUUAGGCACCUGGAUGAAGAGCCCUGGAUUCAGCUUGUCAGAGUCCUGUAACCUGCAAAGACCCUCUGGUUGCACUAGGAUCAUUCGACUAAAGUAAAAAGAUGGCCUAUCAGAAGGUCAAUGCAGAUCGAAGAGCUCCAGGACAUUCACAGUACCUAGACAAUGAUGACCUCCAAGCCACUGCCCUUGACUUAGAGUGGGACAUGGAAAAGGAACUGGAAGAGCCUGGUUUUGACCAGUUCCAGCUAGAUAGUGCUGAGAAUCAGAACCUGGAGAAUUCAGAGACUGCAGACCUCAAUCUUGAUCCCAUUCAACCAGCAACUUCACCCAAAGGAAGGUUUCAGCGACUUCAAGAAGAGUCUGACUAUGUGACCCAUUAUACAAGAUCUGCACCAAAGAGCAACCCCUGCAACUUUUGCCGCCUUUUAAAAAUAUUUUGCACAGCAAUCAUUUUAUUUAUUUCUGGAAUUUUGAUAGGCUAUUACGCACAUAAAAAUUGCUCUUCAAAUGCUACGUCUUCAGGAACACUUGAUCUUCAGUUAUACCAAGAGAUUCUCAAGACAAUCCAAGCAGAAGAUAUUAGGAAGUCUUUCAGAAAUUUGGUACAGCUGUACAAAAGUGAAAAUGACAUAGAAAUUUCAAAGAAGAUUAAGACUCAGUGGACUUCUUUGGGCCUAGAAGACGUACAGUUUGUAAAUUACUCUGUGCUGCUGAACCUGCCAGGCCCUUCUCCCAGCUCAGUGUCUCUGAGCAGCAGUGGCCAGUGCUUUCAUCCUAAUGGCCAGCCUUGCAGCAAAGAAGCCAGACAGCACAGCAGCCAAGAUCUGCUCUACUCAUAUGCAGCCUAUUCUGCCAGUGGAACUCUCAAGGCUGAAGUCAUUGAUGUGAGUUAUGGAAAUGCAGAUGAUUUAAAUAGGAUUAAAAAAAUGAAAAAUGUCACAAAUCAGAUUGCACUCCUGAAAUUAGGAAAACUGCCACUACUUUAUAAGCUUUCCUUAUUGGAAAAGGCUGGAUUUGGAGGUGUUCUUCUGUAUAUUGAUCCUUGUGAUUUACCGAAGACUGCAAAUCUUAGCUAUGAUACCUUCAUGGUGUCACUGAAUCCAGGAGGAGACCCUUCUACACCUGGUUACCCAAGUAUUGAUGGAAGCUUUAGACAAAACCGAUCAAACCUCACCUCUCUACUAGUGCAACCCAUCUCAGCAUCUCUCGUUGCAAAACUCAUCUCUUCGCCGAAAGAUAGAAUCACACACAGUGCCUGUAGCCCUCUAGAACUUCCAAAUAAUGAGGAAAGAAUUGUCAGCAUGCAAAUUCAGACAGUCACAAAAUUUGAAACAGUUACUAAUGUUGUUGGAUAUUUAAAGGGCUCGACAUCUCCAGACCGUUAUAUCAUAGUUGGCAGCCAUCAUCAUACCGCAUACAGUUAUAAUGGACAAGAAUGGGCCAGCAGCACUGCCAUCAUCACAGCUUUUAUCCGGGCCUUGAUGUUAAGAGUCAAGAGAGGGUGGAGACCAGACCGCACUAUUGUUUUCUGUUCGUGGGGUGGAACAGCUUUUGGAAAUAUUGGCUCUUAUGAAUGGGGAGAGGAUUUCAAGAAGGUUCUGCAGAAAAAUGUUGUGGCUUAUGUUAGUCUCCACAGUCCUGUAAGCGGUAACUCAAGUCUCUACUCUGUAGCUUCACCAUCUCUUCAGCAACUGGUGGCUGAGAAAAAUAAUUUCAACUGUUCCAGAAGAGGUCAGUGCCCAGAAACAAAUAUCAGUUCUGUCCAGAUGCAAGAUGAUGCCGAUUACUUCAUCAACCAUCUUGGAGUUCCCACCGUGAGGUUUACUUAUGAGGACAUCAAAGCAUUAGAGGGUCCAAGUUUUCUCUCUGAAGGCUUUUUCCCUAAACGUGCAACAAAAAUUGAAGAAAUGGAUCCUUUUUUCAAACUUCACGAGACCAUUACCAAGCUCUCAGGAGAAGUGAUUUUACAAAUUGCCAACGAACCAGUUCUGCCCUUUAAUGCUAUCGAUAUAGCUUUAGAAGUUCAAAACAGCCUUAAAGGUGAUCAACCCAACAUGCCUCAACUGCUAGCCCUGGCCUCACGCCUGCGGGAGAGUGCUGAACUCUUUCAAUCAGAUGAGAUGCGUCCUGCUAAUGACCCCAAGGAAAGAGCUCCCAUCCGUGUGCGGAUGCUGAAUGAGGUUCUCCAAGACAUGGAGAAGAGCUUCCUGGUGCAGCACGCACCCCCGGGGUUUUACAGGAAACAAAGAGGGAAGAAAAAGUCUCUUGUCUCUUCAGCAGCUCCGCGACCGUCUCUGGAGCUCCUUUAAGUGGCGUGCUCAACCCCCUUCUCCGUGCACCAGGAAACAAAGAGAAAUAUCCUGUACCACCUUGAUGGGAAGACAAGCCAGUUUUCAAUACUCCUGGAGGCUUGGGAACACUGCAAGUCACUUGCAUCAA